AUGCUAUUCAGAUUCGUGGAAGCUAAUGAAAAAAGACAUGAUGCAACACUUAGAGAUCAUCAAGCAUCAAUUUUGAGCAACCACACACAAGUUGGCCAAUUAACAAAUUUUGUACAAGAAAAGCUAUCAAAUCUUCUUUCAAGAAAAGACGAGUCAAUCCCUAUGGCUAAAGUCAUGGAGUCUAAUCAGUCACUCGAACUAAAAAAUAAAGAAGAAGAAGAGUAUCGUGAAGUUGCCCAGUCGCCACGAGAUGGAGGCAAUAGUGCCACAUCGUGGGCAAUAAAAGAAGAUUAUGAAUUUUCUGUUGCUGGGCCGUAUCGACCACCUAUUCCUUUCCCAUCUCAUACCAAGGAAAAUAUGGUGAAGCAAGGAAACACAAUGUUCAUGGAGCAUAAAGAACUUGCAGAGCAAUUGGAAAAGGAAGAAAAUCAUUCGAGACCUCUAAUGUCAACGCCAAUGGUUUUUGAGGUGUCUGCUUUUACAAGGCCACCAGAUCAAGUCACAAAGACAGUUGAAGAAAAAGAAGAGGAAUAUGAUGAGCCUCAUUUUGAAAAGAAAAACCCGGAAAGAGACAAUACAAAAGCUAAACACGUCAGAAUGAGGAAAAAACCCAAGUUAAAGCACAAAGAUGAUGUCAACCCAUCAAUGCAAGAAACUUCAAGAAAGGCAUUCAGCAAAUGGGUUGCCUACAAACAAACAAGGCUCAAUAUGAUGUAG
Lactuca saligna is the source of this 717-nucleotide messenger RNA. NCBI's taxonomy places the organism in Eukaryota, Viridiplantae, Streptophyta, Magnoliopsida, Asterales, Asteraceae. The record is from the annotation of a GenBank genome assembly.